AUGAGGAUCUUGAAACUGGCAGAGGAACAACAUAAAGCUGGCUAUAGCAAGAUUGAUUUCUGCAAGAAGCAGGCUUCUAUCGAAAAGCUCGCGUACAUCUGGAUCGACACCUGCUGUAUCAACCGCAAGAGCGAACCAGAACUCUCUGAGGCUAUUAAUUCUAUGUUUCGAUGGUAUAAAAACGCUACACGCUGCUACGUUUAUCUAUCUGAUGUCUACACGUCCCAUGAAGAAAGAGACACGCCAUUAGGCGGCAAGGAGUGGGAGGCUCUUUUCACACAGAGUCGCUGGUUCAGUCGAGGUUGGACGCUUCAAGAACUUAUUGCGCCAGAGCACGUUGACUUUUUUGCACGCGACGGGACCUAUUUUGGCAACAAGUUGACGUUGGAAAUAGCUAUUUCUAAUGUUGCGGGCAUUUCUCUGGACGUCUUGCGUGGUCGUCCCUUGGCUGAGUGUACUAUUGAAGAACGUAUGACGUGGGCAAAGGCACGUACAACAAAACGCGAGGAAGAUCACGUCUAUUCUUUAUUUGGUAUCUUCGAUGUGACUAUGCCGCUAAGCGCGAUGCAAAUGGUGCAAGCGCGGCUGGCGACUUCCCUGAUCAUUCGAAGCAACAGCCUAGGCCUCCAGGGGUCAUCGGCCAUGCCAGCCACGUAUCAAUCCAUACUCAAUCACGAAGAGGGUCCUAAGGUACUCAUGAAUGCGAUAGGGAUUGGGACAGAAAGUGGCGGCACCGAUCGUCCAGGCCUUCUGCGCACCCUUCUCCUUAAACUUACGCAACUGUUAUCCGCCUUUGUAACUCCACUUGGCUACUUCGAGGCACUGUCUUCAUUUCGACCUGAAAUAAUAACUAACCAUCCGGAUGUUGGCGACGAUACGGAGAUCAAUAUUCGCUUUGACAAGAAAUCCAAUGCUACGGGCGGCGACAGCGAACCUAAAGCGACAAGCCAACUACGAAUGCUUGAUACUGGCAUUAUAGACAACACCUGGAACCUCACCGAAGUUCUUCACCAUCAGAACGUGCGGAUGAUUCCAGAAACAGAUCUUAUCACAGCCUACGUCCAUACAACUUACCUGGUAGCAAACCUUGACAACCGGUGGGUUUUAUACCAGACUAUGACCGCGGGCAAAUUGGGAACCGACCGCUUAUGUCGUGCAGUUCAGGCCAGUGUUGCUCUCCGAGGUGCCUCUAAUGUCGCACAGUUAGUCAGUAUAAUCGUGGACUCCGAGAAGAAGCUAAAGGGCGUGCUUGUCGAGCUGCCUUCGAAAGGACCGAUGUUCAGACUAAUGGACGCUCAUAAGUUCAAACGCAAACCUAUACCAUGGCCAAUAAGACAAAAAUGGGCUAAGCAGAUUGUCCGAGGGCUUGCAGCAUACCACGAACGUGGUCACGUUGUUGCAGGCAUGAGAACAUACAAUUGGUGCGUCUGCAUUGAUGACUGCGACAAUGCAAUGAUCAUAGGCUUGGGCAAUGGCAACCAUACCGCUGUACAUCGAUACGGUGGUUUGCUACCACCAGAAUACCGCACCGAAGCUUUCAAGAAGGGAGAUGGCCAGGUUGGACCUGACUUUGAUAUCUUCCAAUUGGGCUUAUUGCUAUGGCACCUGUACCGUGAUCAGCAUCAGCAAGGCGCCAGAACCUUCUGCUCGCUUGCAGGAUGCAACAAUGCCGAGCUUGCCACUUGUGACGAGCACGGGGAUCCAAUUGCUUUGCCAAAGGCUGCGGUGGACGUACCGGCCUACCUAGAUUUAAUUAUUGCACUAUGCCGCCAGAAAGAUCCCCACAAAAGACCGGCUGCUUGGGAGUUACUCCAAAUGUUCCCUGAGGAUGAGGAGAUCUUUAGACAGAUUGAUUUGCUCAACGAGGACGAAAGUUUUAUCCCAGGAUAUGACAGUACCAUCACUGCAAAUGCCAGAUUGACAAGGCUUGAGGUCAUUCGAGAUAUCUACGGCAAUUCUUGCGUUUGUGUCUCGGUUGCUGAGUUCAAGUAUGUUAAACAAGAGCUUGAAUAG
Lachnellula hyalina is the source of this 2013-nucleotide messenger RNA. RefSeq names its product Vegetative incompatibility protein HET-E-1. Gene Ontology annotation, molecular function: protein kinase activity; ATP binding. NCBI's taxonomy places the organism in Eukaryota, Fungi, Ascomycota, Leotiomycetes, Helotiales, Lachnaceae. The record is from RefSeq and is a predicted model, not a curated record. The coding region runs from base 1 to 2013 and encodes 670 amino acids. Gene Ontology annotation, biological process: protein phosphorylation. The transcript is spliced from 4 exons.